GGGCUGGGGCUGGGGAUAAAUGCUCUUCCCGGAGCUGACGGAGCUUGGGGAGCUGUGGUGGUGCUGUCCGCUAGCCACUGGACCAUCCUGUUUCGCGUAGGAGGGACGGUAAAUCAGGAAUUCGGUUCCCAAAAUGUGGCGGUUCUUGGCCACUCUGUGCAGCCUGGUUGUACUGACCAGUGCUUGGAGCAGAUUGUCCUUUCCUCCUCUUUCAGAUGAAAUGGUCAACUAUGUCAACAAGCUCAAUACUACAUGGCAGGCUGGACACAACUUCCGUAAUGUGGACAUGAGCUACGUAAAGAAACUCUGUGGUACUUUAAUGGGUGGAGCCAAACUACUACCUCAGAGAGUGUCUUUGGCUGAUGGCAUGAAACUACCAGAAAACUUUGAUGCCAGGGAACAGUGGCCAAAUUGCCCAACCAUCAAGGAAAUUAGAGACCAGGGUUCCUGCGGCUCUUGCUGGGCAUUUGGAGCUGUGGAAGCUAUUUCUGACAGGAUCUGCGUGCACACUGAUGGAAAUGCUAAUGUAGAAGUGUCUGCUGAAGACCUGCUUAGCUGCUGUGGAUUGGAAUGUGGGGAAGGCUGUAACGGCGGAUUUCCUUCUGGAGCUUGGAGGUAUUGGACCAAGGAAGGCCUUGUAUCUGGUGGCCUUUAUGAUUCCCAUAUAGGCUGCCGACCUUACUCCAUCCCUCCAUGUGAGCACCAUGUGAAUGGUUCCCGCCCUGCCUGUACUGGAGAGACAGGAAACACCCCCAAAUGCAGGAAGAAGUGUGAAGCAGGCUAUUCUACUGGCUACAAAGAUGACAAACAUUAUGGAUCAACCUCUUACAGCGUACCUUCAAGUGAGCAGGAGAUCAUGGCUGAGAUCUACAAGAAUGGCCCCGUGGAGGGAGCUUUUCUUGUGUACUCUGACUUCCUCCAGUACAAGUCUGGAAUAUACCAGCAUGUUACUGGGGAAAUGCUUGGAGGCCAUGCUAUUCGUAUCCUAGGCUGGGGUGUGGAGAAUGAUACCCCUUACUGGUUGGCUGCUAACUCCUGGAACACAGACUGGGGUAAUAAUGGCUUCUUUAAAAUCCUCCGUGGAAAGAAUCACUGUGGAAUAGAAUCUGAAAUUGUGGCUGGAAUUCCCCAAACAGAUCGAUAUCGGAAGAACUAACCUGUUGUCAUUUGCCCAACUUCAAUUUUUUAAAAAAAAAAAAGAAAAAGAAAAAAUAACUUGGGAAUGGGAGAAAUGAAUACUUUUAAAAGACUUUGGAGCUGAAGAGAAAUGCUCUGUAAUUCACAUGUUUAAACAGGAAGGUUAAGGGGAGACUUCAGACAAAUCACUGGGCUUUGAGAAUUUGGUUGAGCUGAAUUCUUGUGGUCAGCCUGCUCCAUCAAGAAUAACAUAAGUACAUACCUCUUGGUCUGACUCCACCUAAUAAUGCAUGCCAUUUCAGUUUUAAGUAAUUCUGUGAAUAGCACAUAGCACUGCUGGCAAACAGGCUUUGUUGCUACACUUGAGACCCCUGAUGCUUUCUUUAAAAAGGUCUCUUUCCAUGACUGUUUCCCAAUUCCCUGUUGUCAUGACUCCUGCAACUCUUCCCACCCCCACCCUCCACCCCCAUCCUUUAGAAACCUGAAAUAGCCAGGAACCAACAAUGACUCAAGGGAAUGAAGGGUGUGAUAUUUUUUUAAGGUUUUAUCCCACAGGAAAGGUGAACAAGGAUUUUUUUUUCUUAAUGCCUUGAGUAGGAAGGAGGUAGAGAUGCUCAGAAAUCAACAUGACUCCCAAAUGACUUUAUUGGGGGGGGGGGGGGGGGAGCAGUGUUGUGGGGUAGGCCACAAGGCUUCUGAAUCCUAAUCUGCCCCAAUCCUCACUGCUAACAACUCCAUAUUAUGCUUACUUAGGCCACUUAGUGCCAGUCAGCCCAGAGCUAUCCAGUUUUGCAGUAUUGCACACACCCUUAGGUCUUUUCUUGUGGCAAGAUACAAAUAAAUCUCUAUUUUUGUUAGUGUACCUUGGCUAAUCACACAAAGAAGAGUUGCCAGGAUCAAUUAUACUAUUGACUCUGGUUUUAAAAGAAAAGCUGAGUGGGUGAUUACUACCCCAAGAGCAAUACUCCCUCUGCAGAUGUCCUUGGGGAGGUGGAGAAUGAGCAGGAUUGCUGAUAUCCAUGGCAGAAACAAGCUCUUACUCUUCUUUAUCCUGUCAAGCAAUUUAACCUCAAUGUUGGUUUUAGUGACUGAAUGGAACCCAGAACCCUUGUGCCAAUAAAAGAUUUCUCCUACUUCA
Trichosurus vulpecula (common brushtail) is the source of this 2275-nucleotide messenger RNA. It is a transcript of the gene CTSB, whose product is annotated as cathepsin B. The transcript is spliced from 10 exons. The record is from RefSeq and is a predicted model, not a curated record. Gene Ontology annotation, biological process: regulation of catalytic activity. Gene Ontology annotation, cellular component: lysosome. Lineage: Eukaryota; Metazoa; Chordata; Mammalia; Diprotodontia; Phalangeridae. Bases 134 to 1156 code for a protein of 340 amino acids. Gene Ontology annotation, molecular function: cysteine-type endopeptidase activity.